This is a messenger RNA of Drosophila sechellia, 458 nucleotides long. RefSeq names its product putative peptidyl-tRNA hydrolase PTRHD1. The coding region runs from base 49 to 408 and encodes 119 amino acids. The transcript is spliced from 2 exons. Gene Ontology annotation, molecular function: peptidyl-tRNA hydrolase activity. The record is from RefSeq and is a predicted model, not a curated record. NCBI's taxonomy places the organism in Eukaryota, Metazoa, Arthropoda, Insecta, Diptera, Drosophilidae.
CCCUAACUCAAAAAAUGUAAACACAUUUUGGAAUAUAUUUCAUAGAACAUGAAUAAUAUUGUGCAGUAUAUUGUAGUCCGCAGCGACUUGCGUUCCGCCCUUAGUUGGCCCUUGGGGGCGGUGAUCGCCCAGAGUUGUCAUGCCACAGCCGCCGUCAUUCACCUGAAUUCGGAGGACGCCGACACUGUGGCCUACUUGAACGAUCUGGAUAAUAUGCACAAAGUUGUGCUGGAGGCCAAAGAUGAGAGUGCUCUGGUCAAGCUCAGCGAAAAGUUGAAGGAGAACGAGAUUAAACACAAGUUGUGGAUCGAACAGCCCGAAAAUAUCCCAACCUGCAUCGCCUUGAAACCCUAUGUUAAGGACACGGUUCAUAAAUAUGUCAAGCACCUAAAGCUUUUAAAAGAGUAAUACAUUAUUGUUGUAUAUGUUGUAUAUUGAUACUAAAAAUGUAAGAAAGA